This is a messenger RNA of Clonostachys rhizophaga, 747 nucleotides long. The record is from the annotation of a GenBank genome assembly. Lineage: Eukaryota; Fungi; Ascomycota; Sordariomycetes; Hypocreales; Bionectriaceae.
AUGACAUCGGAGAGUCCAUUGGUUCUUCUUCUUGCGGCACUUCAGGGGCUCCUGAUCUAUAAUAUUCAUCGGACAUGUGGACGGACUCUUCGCCUCGAGAGCAAAUCAUUUUCUGAUAUCCCCGCUGGUGGCGUUGCGUCGUUUGGAAGCAUUGUUGUCAAGGGUUUCGGCUACAGUACACUCUAUUCCACGCUCCUUCUUUGUCCCCUGGGAGUCAUCCAGGCCAUUUGUCUUUUAUUUGGAGGCUGGAUGACUUCCCGAUUCAAGAACAUUCGCACAUGGCUUAUUGCUGGUUGUCAAAUUCCCGCUCUUAUUGGAUCUGUUCUGCUAUUUACCUUGCUAAGGUCCAACCAGCGCGGGCUCCUUGGCUCGUAUUACGUUGUCCAGACUCACGGCAUUGAGGGUACUCUGACCAUGUCCUUGCUUUCUAGCAAUUUCGCAGGAUAUACGAAGAAGGCAACAGCCUCCGCCAUGAUGUACAUCGCUUUUUGUGCUGGCCAAGUUGUUGCGCCGCAGCUUUUCCUAUCAUCUGAGGCACCUGUAUACGAGACUGCUUUCCGCGCCUCUUUCAUAUACUUUGCUUUGUGCAUCGUCGCCACAAUUGUUCUCAGAUAUUACUUGAUUUGGGAGAACAAGAGGCGUGACAGCUUGACUCUGACUGAAAGUGUUCCGACCACUGAGGGUGGGGAGUUCCUGGACUUGACGCAUAAGGAGCAGAAGCAUGUGUUCCGGAUGGAAGAUGAAUAA